AUGCCGAAAUCAAAACGUGGAAUUGUCUGGGAAGACCGGGAAGUUCUUUUCGAUUUGCCUUUCUCAUAUCUAAAGUUGAGAAGCGGCGAGAAAGUAUUUGAUAGAAUUGAACCGAUUGAGGAUACGAAAGGUAACAGCGGCAUGAAGGGCCGGCUGGUUGUUACCAACCUUAGGAUAAUCUGGCACUCACUCAGCUCACCCAGGAUCAACUUAACCGUCGGUCUGAACUGCUUCAUAUCCACAAGCACCAAGGUAGUGAACUCAGGUCUCCGCGGAACCACGCAGGCUCUAUAUAUAUUGGCUGGCUACAACACUAAUAAAUACGAAUUCGUCUUCACUAAUUUGGCGCCAAACUGCGUGAGACAUUACACAUCCGUUUCCGGCGUUCAUAAAGCAUAUGCAUCAUCUCGUAUGUACCGCGACCUCAAGCUGAGAGGAGCGAUCAUUCACAACAAGCAGUUGAAAGUAUUGCCACUAGAAAAGAUCUGUCUAACCGAAAACGGUGUAUGGAAUUUAUCAAGUGAAUCGGGUAAUUUAGGGACAAUGGUAAUAAGCAACGUACGUGUAGUCUGGUACGCUGAUAUCAACGAAUCAUUUAACGUAUCGAUGCCUUACAUCACUAUAGAAAGCAUAACGGUGAGAGAUUCAAAGUUCGGUGAUGCAUUAGUGAUAGCGACUCGCGCGUCGUGCGGCGGCUACGUGCUGGGUUUCAGAGCUGAGCGAGAGAGACUUCAGCCGCUACUGACUGAGUUACAAACGUUACACAACGCGUACACAGACGCGCCUGUGUUUGGAGUGGAAAUGUGUUGGGAGAGUGAGAUAUCCAAACCUCUACACGAUGAUAUAAGUGAAUUAGAAGAAAUCGGCGAACCCCGCGGCGAGAUGGGUCCGUCUUUAUAUUUAGCGUCUCAACAGUCCCAACAUAAAAACGACGAGGAAAUACAACCGGUAUAUAGCCAAUAUCUCGGGCUGGCCAUAGAACCGUUAAAAGAAGGAUUCACUUUACAAAGCCUGUUUGAAGUUCAGACGGCGUCUUAA
Molecule: messenger RNA, 1038 nt
Organism: Danaus chrysippus (African queen)
Lineage: Eukaryota; Metazoa; Arthropoda; Insecta; Lepidoptera; Nymphalidae
Source: the annotation of a GenBank genome assembly